AUGAGGACAGAUCCUCCUGAGAUCUACGGAUGGCGCAUCUUCGUUCUGGCAUGUUCAGGUAAGACUGAAAACCAACAUAACCCGGCAGUUGUACAUGAGCUUUGGGGUGGCCCCACAGCAGUCGAAGUGGGGUCGUGUCCUCGAACAUGGGUUGUCCGUGGGUCGGGCUGA
Messenger RNA from Cadophora gregata, 171 nucleotides. RefSeq lists its product as uncharacterized. The record is from RefSeq and is a predicted model, not a curated record. NCBI's taxonomy places the organism in Eukaryota, Fungi, Ascomycota, Leotiomycetes, Helotiales, Ploettnerulaceae. The coding region runs from base 1 to 171 and encodes 56 amino acids. The transcript has 3 exons.